Messenger RNA from Heterotrigona itama, 809 nucleotides. The record is from the annotation of a GenBank genome assembly. Lineage: Eukaryota; Metazoa; Arthropoda; Insecta; Hymenoptera; Apidae.
AUGAACACUUAUAUGAGUGGUACAUGUAUGCUUUAUGUGAUCUUUGUUAUAAAAGAAAUAAUGAAAACAAUAUUUUAUAACGUUUUUUAAUAUAACUUUUGUGUUAUAUUACAGGCCCUUUCACAGAAAGAACAGUCACAUCGUAUAUAAAAUUAACUAAUCCAUCGAAUCACAAAGUUUAUUUUAAAAUAAAAACAACUGCUCCAAAGAGGUAUUGUGUACGACCGAAUUGUGGAUAUUUGAAACCAAUGGAAAUUUCACAAAUAGCUGUGACUCUUCAACCAUUUGAUUUUGAUCCAACAGAAAAAAAUAAACACAAAUUUAUGGUGCAAGCUUUAGUAGCUCGUGAUAAUGAUGAUGAAGAAAAUCCAGACAUGUGGAAAGGCAUAGAUCCGGAACAAUUGAUGGAAUCUAAACUAAAGUGUGUAUUUGAAAAUCCAGUAAUUCAAACUAUGACAGCUGAAACAACUAAAUCAGAAAUUACCACAAAUAAUGGUAAAAAUAAAGGUGUUGGUGAUUCUGUUAAGUCAUCGCCAAUAAAGAUCUCUGGAGAAACAGAAGAAAAACUGAUAAAGGCAGCGCAAGAAGUAAAUCAGCUUAGGGAAGAAGAGAGUGCCCUUAGACAGGAAAAUCUUCAGUUGAAGGAGGAUCUGUUGCAAUUACGAAAUGUCCUGUUGGUUAACGAAGCUACGUCGGCUAAUAAAAAUUUUAACACACAGAAUAGUAGCGAAUCGUCACCAACGGUUACCAGCAUCCUUAUUGCUGUUGUCAUGGUUAUAUUAGGAUAUGUGCUGGGAAAAAUGAUCUGA